Messenger RNA from Mollisia scopiformis, 6425 nucleotides. RefSeq lists its product as uncharacterized. The transcript has 3 exons. NCBI's taxonomy places the organism in Eukaryota, Fungi, Ascomycota, Leotiomycetes, Helotiales, Mollisiaceae. The record is from RefSeq and is a predicted model, not a curated record. Bases 159 to 6188 code for a protein of 2009 amino acids. Gene Ontology annotation, biological process: autophagy; COPII vesicle coat assembly; Golgi organization. Gene Ontology annotation, cellular component: ER to Golgi transport vesicle membrane; endoplasmic reticulum exit site.
AUCUUUGUCCGAUCAUCUAAAUACCUGCUUCCUGAAUUCUUCACAGCUGUGGCAGAUGGCUUCAGUCCUCCAGCUUCGAUAUUUAAUCUGAUUUUGUCUUUUAGCGGAUAUCCUUGUAUAAUAUUCAGUUCUUUUCCGCCCGGCACACAGUUGUCGCAAUGCCAUCGGAAUCCUCGAGUCCUUGGCAUCCUGCCUUUAUGCCAAAUUCCGAAGCCGAUCUAAUUGCGACGAAGAAGUCCGCAGAGUCAACACAUGCGAGCUCGCAGCCAGAGCCCACUCCCGAGUCUCCCAAAGCAGAGCCCGUUACGUCUCCAUUAACGGUGGACACUGAGCAUGGCCUGGAAGAGCAGGUAGAAGAGAUAGAGCAUAAUGGGGCGGAUAAUGAUGGACAUCCUGAGCUAUCAAAUCUCCGAGAUGCUCUUGCAACAUCUCUAGCCAGCCCCGGUGGUGUCGAGCUCGAGGAAAGCCCAUUGCACAAUGAAGUGCAACCACCGGAACCCGAGGAGCAGGAAAGGGCAGAUUUCCCGUCAGAAGAACCUUCGAAUGAAAGCAAGCAUUUGAGCACAAUGUCCUUCACUCGGACAGUUUCGCAUGAGGUGAACUGGGGAGAAGACGACGAGGUUGAUCCGGAAUGGAAUCUUCAUCGAACAGAUACUGACCCUUUCAAAUUUAUGGCAAAAUCAGACCGAACCAAUUCUUUUCCUGCGGUCCCACCAGCACACUCCGCGUUUAGUCAUCCAGAGGAACAGCUCUCCCAUUCUCAAGCGGAGGAGAUUAUGAAUGAGGUCGAGCACGAAGGCAAAGAUCUUUUUAGCGAUCAUGGUGACAAUGACGAAGCAGAUUUCUUCAAUGGCACUUCUGGUCAGCAGCAUACCGGUGAAGAGUUUCUGCAUGAUGCGGAAGAUGGUGGAGCCUCAACUUUUGCGCCAGCAUAUGGGGGAGACAUCAGACGGGAAGAGGACGAAGAAGAAGCCCGCUUUGAAGAGGGCCUUCCGCUUGUACAACAUACCGAUCACCCAGAAACGGGCCAGGAAGCUCCGAAUACAAAUCAUGGUGCUUUCGAGGAUGAUGCGAAUGAGGACCACGACUUUUUUGCUCAUGUUAGCAAAGAGGAAGACACGCAACCAGAGCCACACCUCGAAAGGAAGUCUACGAUGCAAGUCAUGGAUUCCUUGGAUUUUCAACCUCAUUAUCAAGCUCAUGAGGACACUAUUGAGGAAGAAAACGAAACAAUGCAAAGCUCACAAAGUUCGCUAGAUAGGUCCAUUGGUGGUGGAAUCGGUGUCUCCACAAGCACAGUGCUAUCCCAAGUCCUGGGCGACCCUAAUGCUCCUAUUCAUAACCAACCCGAAAUACUGGCCGCUCUCGAAUCAGACUCCGGUGAAGGCGAUUUGGCAGCGAAAUGGAAGGCGGCACUAGCUUGUGACGAAUUUCUGGACGACGAUGAUGAAUUGUUGCCAGACGAAGAUGAAGCAGUCGAAAAUGGUGGUGAAAAUAAGACAAUCGAUCCGUCUGACCUCUUUGGAAGUGACGAUGAAGGCUUCCUGGAAGAUACCGAAGAUCAAAGCGGUUCAGACCCCUUUCCCCAACAGAUCAGCCCCCCUAUUCCAGCUCCCGUAACUUCGCCAAAUGGUCACGUGGUUGGAUUUGACAGUCUCACUGGCGCCGUUCAUGGAAGUCGACCAGGAAGCAGUGGUACCAGCAGUAGCCGGUAUCUUCCGGCUGGAGCAGUUGCAAGCGCUCCCAAGCCAGCAAAUACGUACGCGCCCGCGGCACCACUCCUAACAGACUUCAGUCGGCCAGCCACAACAACUUCUGUUCCAUCUCCUUACAUGGCACCUCCGGUCUCAAGCUUUCCCCCUCAGCAGCAACGACCUGAGCUUCCCAAAGCCCAGAGUUUUGCAGACAAGUCAAAGGGCGGCUAUGCUUCACCAUACGACCUGCCCAUGGAAGUUGUGAAGCCUAGAAAGCGUAUAAGCAUGCAGCAAAUGAAUCGACAACCCUCUCCUGCAAAUGCCCCCGCUCCUCCCAGGAGUAGUAGCAUGUUUACACAGCCACCACCUCCGCCUAGAUCAGCGAGUGCCAGUAUGUCGCCUCCCACAAGUAGCCACGGCGUUCCCCAAAAUCAACCCAGGCCCUCUGCUACCCCUACUCUUCCCCAGCCUCCAACUUUGGUAAAGCAAAGCUCAAGCGGCUUCUUUGAGGAACUACCAAUGGCUCACAGGCCGAAGCCAGCACCACGACAUCCGGGAUCAUUUGGGUCACCCGCUCAAAGUACCUUCAUCCACCCAGUGGCCGCUCCCCCACCCCCAAUGGCCCCUCCUCCUGCUCCUCGAGGAUCUUAUGCAGCACCACCUUUACAACAACCAGUUCAACAGCCAAGCAGCCAAACUCUGGUUGCUCCUGAACGCGUCAGUCCUUAUGCAGCACUUCCCACCGCAACUGGACCUCCACCAGCUACUGCAACACGGUACUCCCCAUCGCCGUCUCAGCCAACACUUCAAGCAGCUAUACCUCCCCCUGCUGCUCAAUCUCGGUACUCCCCAGCACCACCAAACCCUCGCCAACACACCCCCUCCUACAGUUCGCCUGCAAAUGCUCCACCACCGGUGCUCGCUCAUCAACCCAGGACCUCGAGUCCGUUAGCACACUUCGAGAGAAAUCAGGACCCCCGACAUGGAUUUCACUCGGAAACUGCAGGCUAUGACCGCCGAAGCAGCUCGUCUGGUUACGAGUCUAAUCUCAGGCAUCAACAUCUUCCUCCUACUAGAGAGGUAGAUGAGAAUGAACAGGCUGUUGUGAAUGGGAAUAGGAAGUAUGGCGAUCUACAGAAUCAAAACAUACCCCAGCCUCGAUCUGUAGCUCAGACUCCUCCACCACCACCGCAAAAUCUUGCCUCCAGACUAGUGAGCUCGCCGCCCAAGCGCAUAGCAUCCAAUUACCAACCUCAGCAGCCUGCUACUGGACCGCCGCAAACAUUUGCGCCUCCGAAGAGGUCACAAACACAAUCGCCAGGAAGUGGAUUUGGUGUGGUGAGACGAGAUAUAAGCCCGAUAGAUCCCUAUCAACGACCUGCUUCUGUGGAAGGCCCGACAUCCCCCAGAGCAGUCAGUGGCUACUCGGCACCAUCUGUUACAUCUUCUUAUUCCCGAAAGCGGGGGUUCUCACAAGGUUACAACUAUAUCGCACCCACCGAUGGACGAGAACACGAUCCGCUUCAAAGGUGGAAAGGAGCACCAGUCUUUGCUUGGGGAGUCGGAGGAACAAUCAUGACCUCUUUUCCGAAAGAUGUGCCUCGGUACGGCAUAGGUCAGACCGCACCGAUGGUUGUUCGAAGUCCUGGUGAAGUCAAGCUUCGAAACAUCAAAGACGUGGAUCCGCUUCCAGAACGCCUCUCAACUUUCCCAGGCCCAUUGAAAAGCAAAGCAAAGAAAAAAGAGGUCAUGUCGUGGCUCACAUCGGGCAUUGCCAUACUAGAGCAAAGUGCUUCAUACCUCCGCACAACCUCGCAUCUAUCGCAUGAGGACAAGCGCAUCGAGGAGAGAAUAUUGCUUUGGAAAAUCCUUCGAGUUUUCAUUGAGAACGAUGGUUUGCUGGAGGGCAGUCCACCUGUUGAAAAGGCGGUGCGAGCUGUAUUGUCGCCUGGCCUGGACGAUAAAGGGUCAUCAACAACGCCUCUCUAUGCUACCGGUGCGGAGCUUUCGGGAAUCUCGGCAUCCUCGGCUCCAAAGGCCGAUGCUGUCGAUCCUAGUGCUGUUGACGAGUUGAGGAAGCACUUACUCCGUGGCGAACGCGAAAAGGCCGUCUGGGAAGCUGUCGACAAGAGGCUUUGGGCACACGCAAUGCUCAUCUCGAAUACGGUGUCGAAAGACUUGUACAAAAGAGUAGCUCAAGAAUUUGUCCAGAAGGAGGUCAAGAACAUUGGUGACAACACGCAACCACUGGCAGCAUUGUAUGAGAUAUUCGCAGGAAACUUCGAAGAAAGUGUGGAUGAACUUGUACCUCCAUCUGCCCGCGCUGGUUACCAAUUGGUCAGCACCUCCAAUGCUGCGGGUCCUUCUAAAGACGCCCUCGAAGGGCUUGAUAGAUGGCGGGAGACUUUGGGUCUCGUCCUUAGCAAUCGUAGCCCUGAUGACAAUCAAGCUCUUAAUGCUUUGGGCAAGCUCCUGUCUGGUUAUGGACGCGCUGAAGCAGCUCAUAUUUGCUUCCUCUUUGCGAGGAGUCUAUCGAUCUUCGGAGGUGUCGAUGAUCCCCAGGCAAGCAUUGUCCUCGUUGGAUCUGAUCAACUCCGACAGCCAUAUGACUUCGACAGAGAAAUGGAGCCUAUACUGCUAAGCGAAGUAUUUGAGUAUGGGAUGUCUCUUGCAAAUCCAGCCGCCAUCGCUGCGUCAACUCCUCACUUGGCUGUGUACAAGCUGCAACAUGCAAAGAUCCUCGCUGAAAAUGGCUUCAGAGACAAGGCCCUACAGUAUUGCGAAAGCAUCGCAACCGCGAUCAGUUCGCAGACGAGGAGGUCGCCAUAUCACCACAAUCUAUUAGUUGCCGAACUUGAUGACCUUAGUAAGCGCCUGAAGUCGUCGCCCAAGGAUGAGACUUCUUCUUGGAUCUCCAAGCCAAGCAUCGAUAAAGCUAAAGGAUCGGUGUGGGCCACAUUCAACAAAUUUGUCGCUGGUGAUGAUAAUGAUACACCAGCUACCGUAUCAAGCGCCGGGAGUGCCAACGAUGUGGGGCCAUUUGCCAGGAUUGCUGGCGGAACACCAACGAUCAGUCGAUCUCCCUCAAAUUCGGACAUUUAUAGUUCAUACAAUAAUGGUCUUGCAAUUCCAGGCAGUGCUACCAAGACUAACUCGAGGUAUGCACCUGGCGGCUCAUAUGGCGCGUCGACUCAUGAACCUCUUUCAAGCUCUUAUGGAUCUCAACCACGGACCUCACUUGAAGAAAGGUCCUCGAACGAGUUCCGAAGAUAUGAACCACAACGGCAGAUGUCUGACUACAGGCCCGCGUCCCAAGCGAGCAAUUCUAUCAACAACUAUAGUCCUCAGACGUCGUCCACUUACACUCCUCAGAACUCGUCCACCCCGUACGGCAAUAACGGCUCGCCGUAUGAGCCUACCUCAGCUUAUGCUCCUCCCCAAACUCCAGUGACUAACCCAGCUACGAACAACUUCUACUCAUCACCACAGCCGCUGAAUAACUCAAAUACUCAUCAGCCGCCUUACGAGUCAUCUCAACCACCCCCCAGCUUUGAACAACCUACAAACAACUACCAGUCAUUCUCCAACAGCUACGAACCUUCUGCUGGAAAUAGCUACGAGCCCUCCACGUCUAGUGGUUACGAAGCGAGUGGUGGCUACGAGCCCCCAUCGAGCAGUUACGAACCUCCAGCCUACGUACCAACAACAAUGGACGAUGAGCCUGACUCCCCUGUCGACACUCGACCACAGAAGAAGUCGUUCAUGGACGACGAUGACGAUGAUAUCCCUGGGCUGAAACAGCAACCGGUUGGGGGCGAGAAGACAAAAGCAGAAAAGGACCGCGAAGCCGAUGAGGCGUUCCGGAAGGCGGCAGAAGCUGACGCACAAAAAGCAAAAGAAUCUGCUCCAGCAAAGAAAGGCUGGGGUCUGGGAGGCUGGUUCGGAGGCAGCAAGAAAGAAGCGGAUAUGGGCGCUCAACCUAACAAACCCAUCCGCGCCAAACUUGGUGAAGCAUCAUCUUUUGUUUACGAUCCUGAGUUGAAGCGAUGGGUAAACAAGAAAGGUGGAGCAGAGGCUACAGAAACCAAGAGUGCCACACCUCCACCACCUAGAGCUGGUCCACCACGAACAGCGAGCAUGCCUCCCUCCACAAGUGCGCCAAGACCAAUGAGCAUGGGUAGCGUGCCACCACCGAUGGCACAACGAGCCGUAAGUGAGUCUGUUCCAGGACCAUCUCAGUCAGAUGGCCAAAGUGAAGCAAGCCAUCCAACCCUCGCACCACCAUCCAUGGCCAGAAGCGCAAGUAACGGCUCCAUCGGCCUGAACGGCGGCCCUCCAUCAAGUGGUCCACCGAGCAGACCAGGCACGGGAAUGAGUAACGCGAGCAGUAUCGACGAUCUGUUAGGACCGGCUAUGCCAAGAAAGGGAGCAGCGGUGAAGAAAGCAGCGAAGAAGAAGGGGAGGGGGUACGUGGAUGUUAUGGGGGAGAAGUAAUUUGUUGCCCCGAGUUGUAUUAUAGAUAGGGUGGAUGGGAAUAUCAUGUUGUAAUAUGUAUCAUAUGCCGUUGCUUCGGAAGCUAUUCUCUGGUGUGUAAGGAAGGGCGCGGGUUCGUUGCUUGCUUGGUUGCAUGGUUUGCGGUGGUAGAGAGGGUGAGGAAGCAGGGAAUUGAUGAAUAAUGAAAGUCGUUCGCCUGUCUGACUUUUGAUGCACUGUUUGCAGCGUGUCAUUCAU